Messenger RNA from Cokeromyces recurvatus, 432 nucleotides. RefSeq lists its product as uncharacterized. The record is from RefSeq and is a predicted model, not a curated record. The transcript is spliced from 3 exons. Bases 1 to 432 code for a protein of 143 amino acids. NCBI's taxonomy places the organism in Eukaryota, Fungi, Mucoromycota, Mucoromycetes, Mucorales, Mucoraceae.
AUGGUAUACAUAGUAAAAAGAUAUACCAUCGCAAAGUUGUUACAUGGAGUCAAACUUGAAUUAAGAAAUAUUCUCAAAAUUGUAGACUGUGGUGUUCAUUUUGAGUUGAAGUGCAAAUCGCAAACAAAGGAUAUUAAAGAAAUUAGUGGCCUUUUGCAGAAGGUGGACGAUCUAAAAAGACUAUUCCUAUUGUAUGAUCACCAACUGGAGUCUCGUUACAUUAACUUUAGAGCACCAGAAGACGACCCAACUUCAACUAUGGAAACAAUAAACUUUAAACGUCGCAAGAAAAGAAUCCCUUCUUUCUCUUUAAUUGCUUAUAGUGGCCAUUUAUUCAGACAAUCUUCAAAAGCAUUAACAAGUGUUUUCUGGAAACUUGAUCGCAUGCCUCAACAUUUCUUGUUUUCAGAUCUUCAGUAUUUUCCAAAUUGA